AUGUUCCACUUUGAUGGAUGGUCAAAACCGGAGCACCCUGGCCCUCCACUUGAUCCGGAGGGCCUUGUGGAAAAUAACGGGUGCUCGGCAGGACCAAAUGAGGUAAGAUUUUUUUGUUUUGGGAACUGCUUGACUUUGAUUUAAUCUAAAGUAAUAUAAUUUUAUUUUCAGCCAAUGCCAAACAAGUCCAUGAAGGAACAAGAAACUAAGGUGGAGCACCCUAGCCCCCCGAAUGAGCCCGGGGGGCCGUUGGAAGAUAAAAAUGGGUGCUCACCUUUUGUUCCGGUCCCAGUACGUCUUUGACCGAACCUUGGUCGACCGGCACCCUGGCCCUCCACUUGAUCCGGAGGGCCUUGUGGAAAAUAACGGGUGCUCGGCAGGACCAAAUGAAGUAAGAUUUUUUUUGUUUUCGGAACUGCUUGACUUUAGUCUAAAGUAAAAUAAUUUUAUUGAUCAUUUUAUUUUCAGCCAGCCCCCUGA
This is a messenger RNA of Bursaphelenchus xylophilus (pine wood nematode), 480 nucleotides long. The record is from the annotation of a GenBank genome assembly. NCBI's taxonomy places the organism in Eukaryota, Metazoa, Nematoda, Chromadorea, Rhabditida, Aphelenchoididae.